This is a messenger RNA of Lactuca virosa, 3205 nucleotides long. Lineage: Eukaryota; Viridiplantae; Streptophyta; Magnoliopsida; Asterales; Asteraceae. The record is from the annotation of a GenBank genome assembly.
AUGGCGCAACCAGCUGGAAAUUCAGGAUGGCUGAGAGGAAAAGUCAAAGCUGUUAUGUCUGGCGACACCUUGGUGAUUAUGGGAUUCACCAAAGCUGAAAUCCCCCCUGAGAAGACUAUCGUUUUAGCUCAUCUAUCGGCUCCAAGAUUAGCACGUAGAGGUGGCCAGGAUGACCCGUUUGCAUGGGAAAGCAGAGAAUUUCUACGGAAGUUGUGCAUAGGAAAGGAUGUUGUCUUUAGAACCGAAUACACCAUCCCAAAUUUCUCCCGAGAAUUCUGCAGUGUUUUCAUCGGUACUUCAAAUGUUGGAAAUGAAGUUGUCACUCAUGGCUGGGCAAAGGUUAAAGAGGGAAAAGGAGAGGUUACUCCUGAGCAUACAGAACUCCUACGCCUUGAAGAACAAGCCAGACAACAAGGAGUUGGUUUAUGGGAUAGGUCUCCGGGUGCUGUGGAGGCAGCUAUCAGGAACCUUCCUCCAUCUGCUGUUGGUGAUCCCAGCAAUCUUGAUGCCAUGGGCCUCUUAGCUUCACACAAAGGCAAACCCAUGGAAGCCAUUGUAGAGCAAGUUCGUGAUGGAAGUUCACUUCGUGUUUAUCUGCUUCCAGAGUUUCAGUUUGUCCAAGUAUUUGUUGCUGGAAUCCAGGCACCAUCAAUGGGAAGAAGGACAACACAAGAACCUACAAUACCAAUUGAGGUCCCAUCCGAAGAGACAAAUGGAGAAAAUAAUAAUUCAGAGUCACGUGGGCCCUUAACAUCAGCCCAAAGAAUCUCAGCCUCAUCAGGCUUCAAUGAAGUUUCCCCUGAUCCUUAUGGGAGGGAAGCUAAACAUUUUACUGAGAUCCGUGUUCUAAACAGAGAUGUCCGGAUUGUUCUUGAGGGUGUUGACAAGUUUAGCAAUCUGAUUGGUUCUGUAUAUUACUCUGAUGGAGAAUCAGCAAAGGAUCUGGCAAUGGAGCUUAUUGAAAACGGAUAUGCAAAAUAUGUUGAGUGGAGUGCGAGUAUGAUGGAAGAUGAAGCCAGGAGGAAGUUAAAAGCUGCAGAACUUCUAGCAAAGAAGACUAAGUUGAGGCUUUGGACAAACUAUGUUCCCCCAGCUACCAAUUCAAAGGCUAUAUCGGAUAACUUCACUGGAAAGGUAGUUGAAGUUGUCAGUGGGGACUGCAUUGUUGUUGCUGAUGAUUCACUACCAUUCGGUAGUCCAGCUGCUGAAAGAAGAGUGAAUCUGUCAAGUAUCAGAUGUCCCAAAUUGGGAAACCCAAGAAGAGAGGAGAAACCUGCUCCUUAUGCCCGUGAAGCAAGGGAGUUUCUCAGAACAAGAUUAAUGGGUCGUCAGGUUCAAGUUUCAAUGGAAUAUUCGCGGAAGGUCCCAGUUGCUGAUGGAUCUGCUGCCCCAGCUGGGCCCGCAGAUUCAAGGGUAAUGGGAUUUGGGUCAGUGUUUCUGUUGACUCCAGGGAAAGAAACUGAAGAUGUCUCCUCUGCUACUCCUACUCCUGCUACUACUACUCCAGCAGCAACCCAGCAACCGGGUGUUAACGUUGCUGAGCUGAUUAUUGCACGUGGAUUUGGCACUGUGAUUAGACAUAGAGACUUUGAGGAAAGAUCAAAUUACUAUGAGAAUCUUUUAGCAGCUGAAACCCGUGCUACAUCCGGAAAGAAAGGAAUUCAUUCCGCUAAAGAUCCUCCAGUCAUGCAUGUCACAGAUCUCUUAACGGCAUCUGCCAAGAAAGCCAAAGAUUUCCUCCCGUUUUUGCAACGUAACAGGAGAAUGACAGCUGUCGUUGAAUAUGUACUCAGUGGACACAGAUUCAAACUGUUUGUCCCCAAAGAAACAUGCAGCAUCGCUUUCUCCCUUUCCGGUGUCCGAUGUCCCGGGCGUGACGAGCCUUAUUCUAACGAAGCUAUUGCACUCAUGAGACGCAAGAUCAUGCAGAGGGACGUUGAGAUUGAAGUGGAAACAGUUGAUAGGACCGGAACCUUCUUGGGGUCAUUAUGGGAAUCAAAAACGAAUGUCGCCAUUCAUCUUCUAGAAGCCGGACUCGCAAGACUUCAGACAUUCGGUGCUGAUAGGAUUCCAGAUGCUCAUCUUCUUGCUCAAGCCGAACAGUCUGCCAAGAAUAAGAAACUAAAGAUAUGGGAAAACUACGUGGAAGGUGAAGAAGUCACCAAUGGUGCAACUCAAGACAAAAAACAAAAAGAAGAGAUUAAGGUUGUUGUGACCGAAGUCCUUAGUGGAGGCCAAUUCUAUGUCCAAGCUGUUUCAGAUUCAAAAGUCGCCUCUAUCCAACAACAACUCGCUUCCUUAAACCUCAAAGAAGCCCCUGUACUUGGCGCAUUCAAUCCCAAAAAGGGCGAUAUCGUCCUUGCACAGUUCAGUGCAGAUAACUCAUGGAAUCGCGCCAUGGUUGUGAGUGGUCCACGUGGCGUGGUGCAAUCGACAAAAGACAAAUUUGAAGUGUUUUACAUCGACUACGGGAACCAAGAAGUUGUUACUUACAAUCAGUUACGUCCACUUGAUGCAUCGGUUUCGUCUGCACCUGGGGUGGCCCAGCUUUGCCAGCUGGCGUACUUAAAGGUGCCGACUUUGGAAGACGAUUAUGGUCAGGAAGCAGCGAUGCAUUUAAGUGAAAGCACACUUAGUGGGCCCAAGGAGUUCAGGGCGAUUAUUGAAGAACGAGAUACUUCUGGUGGAAAAGUCAAAGGUCAAGGAACUGGAAGUGUGCUGUUGGUGACUUUGAUCGAUUCGGAAUCUGACAUCAGUAUCAAUGCCUCGAUGCUCAAUGGAGGACUUGCGAGGUUGGAGAAAAGGAGGAGGUGGGAGCCGAAAGAGCGCCAGGUGGCGCUUGAUGAGCUGGAAAAGUAUCAGACUGAAGCGCGUACAAAGAGGUUGGGGAUGUGGGAGUAUGGUGAUAUUGAGUCUGAUGAUGAUGAGAAUCCUCUGCCUGGUGCUAAGAAAGCUGCUGCUGGGAAACGUUGAAAACCAACAGAAAAAAAAAGGUACUGAAAAUGUUUGAAUAUGGAGAGACGAUUGCUGCCAAGAGAUAGAAAGUUUAUGUUUUUUUUUUCUUCUUCAGAGAGAUUUGGUUCGUUUUUUUUUUUUUAAUUUAAUUAUGGUAGAGGACAAUUUUGUUUUGCAUUGUUUUUUUUUUGUUUUUUGUUUAAUUUAUACGACUCUUAAUAAGGUGAGCAGCAAUGGUUAGGAUCGGAUG